AUGGAAGAAGAAUCCAAUGUAACCCGUCAAUCCUUAGAAGAAUUUAAGCAAGAAAUGAGAAACAGCUGCAAUGAAACGAAACAACAAGUUAUAGUAAUAGAAGUAAAGGUGAAAGAAACGGAGAAGAAAAUUGUGGAAUUCUCAGGACGGAUUGGUAAGAUCAUUCAGAACAUAUGCACAACUCUAUUAGAUCCGCCAAGUUCACAAGGACAACAACAUAAACCGUACUGUCAAGAACAAAUUAAAACAUUGAUUGAAGCCAUGGCAUCGUUAUCAAAACCAUCGCUAUGA
This is a messenger RNA of Rotaria socialis, 291 nucleotides long. The record is from the annotation of a GenBank genome assembly. NCBI's taxonomy places the organism in Eukaryota, Metazoa, Rotifera, Eurotatoria, Philodinida, Philodinidae.